AUGAGACCAAGUAACUUUGAGUUAAACGCCAACCGCGAGGAGCACUGCAUUGCUAUCACCUACGAAAGGAAGCGCUACAAGUGCGGGAACACAAUGUUCAAACGCAGCUUGCGGCCAUUUACAUGGCAGAGCCAUAGCGCCUCACAUACGUCCCACAUCUUAAUAAAGAGCGGCGCGUGCCUCGAAUAUCUUGCGAGAAAUACAAAUAUUCUGCUGCCGAAAUUUUACGCCAAUUUUAAAGAUAAUGGCGCCGGCUGCCUGUUACGGAAUACGUCGAUGGAGUGGGGAUGA
Messenger RNA from Pyricularia grisea, 291 nucleotides. RefSeq lists its product as uncharacterized. The coding region runs from base 1 to 291 and encodes 96 amino acids. The transcript has 2 exons. Lineage: Eukaryota; Fungi; Ascomycota; Sordariomycetes; Magnaporthales; Pyriculariaceae. The record is from RefSeq and is a predicted model, not a curated record.